AUGGUAUCCAACGCCCAGGGAUCUCCCGUGAAGGCAUUUAUUGUUGAGGAUAUUCGAGUUUGUACCUUCGUUCUCUCUGCGAUGUUACGCAUGUUUAACUGCGAGAUUGUUGUGGCUAAUAAUGGGAAAGAAGCUCUGGAUUUUUUCCUUGAAGGGAAGAAGUUUGACAUUGUUUUGUGUGAUAAAAACAUGCCCAUAAUGUCUGGACCUGAGGCAGUUAAGAAGAUCCGUGCUCUGGGGGAAACUGAUGUGAUGAUUGUUGGGGUGUCAGCUGAUGAGAAUGCCAUGGAGGCGUUCAUGAGUGCUGGUGCCGAUGUGUUUGUGGACAAACCAAUGAAAAUCGAGACUCUCGAGACUAUGAUUCAGGAGGUGAUGAACAAGAAGAAUGCCAUGAUCUAAGGGCAAUCUAGCUUGCUGGAGACAAGCAAAAAAUAAAAUUUUAAAGUUGUAUAUGUAUGAGCAUGUCUCCAUUGUUGUGUGUUUGAUUAAUUUCGAGGUUCAUGUUAUAGGCCUUAAUUAGCCAGGAAAAUAAGA
This is a messenger RNA of Lolium perenne, 534 nucleotides long. Its product is annotated as two-component response regulator ORR42-like. The record is from RefSeq and is a predicted model, not a curated record. Gene Ontology annotation, biological process: phosphorelay signal transduction system. NCBI's taxonomy places the organism in Eukaryota, Viridiplantae, Streptophyta, Magnoliopsida, Poales, Poaceae.